This is a messenger RNA of Lepus europaeus (European hare), 954 nucleotides long. RefSeq names its product olfactory receptor 6N2. Gene Ontology annotation, cellular component: membrane. The transcript has a single exon. Gene Ontology annotation, biological process: G protein-coupled receptor signaling pathway. The record is from RefSeq and is a predicted model, not a curated record. Lineage: Eukaryota; Metazoa; Chordata; Mammalia; Lagomorpha; Leporidae. Gene Ontology annotation, molecular function: G protein-coupled receptor activity; olfactory receptor activity. The coding region runs from base 1 to 954 and encodes 317 amino acids.
AUGGAGCAACACAACGAGUCAACCUUGACUGAAUUUGUGCUCCUUGGUUUCCCCAAUGUGGGACAUGUCAAGGGCUGGCUUUUUGUUUUGCUGCUCAUGGCAUACCUAUUCACAAUCUGUGGCAACCUGCUUAUCUUCUUGGUCAUACGACUGAAUGCAGCCCUCCACACACCCAUGUACCACUUUGUCAGUGUUCUCUCCUUCUUGGAGCUGUGGUAUACAGCCACCACCAUCCCCAAGAUGCUGGCUAAUCUUCUCAGCAAGAAGAAGACCAUUUCUUUUGCAGGAUGUCUCCUUCAGACUUACUUCUUCCACUCCUUGGGGGCUUCUGAAUGCUACCUUCUCACAGCCAUGGCCUAUGACCGCUAUCUGGCCAUCUGCCGACCCCUCCAUUACCCUGCAAUUAUGACCACAACACUCUGUGCAAAGAUGGCUGCUUGUUGUUGGACUUGUGGUUUCCUAUGUCCCAUUUCUGAGGUUAUCCUUGUCUCCCAGCUCCCUUUCUGUGCUUACAAUGAAAUACCACACAUCUUCUGUGACUUCCCACCUCUGCUGAGCCUGGCUUGCAAGGACACAUCCACUAAUGUCCUGGUGGAUUUUGCCAUCAAUGCCUUCAUCAUCCUCAUCACCUUUGUCUUUAUUAUGGUCUCCUAUGGGAGGAUCAUUGGGGCUGUGCUGAAGAUAAAGACAGCAGCAGGAAGGAAGAAGGCCUUCUCUACAUGUGCCUCACAUCUCAUUGUGGUGCUCAUCUUCUUUGGGAGCAUCAUCUUCAUGUAUGUGCGGCUUAAAAAGAGCUACUCACUGACUCUUGAUCGGACACUUGCUGUAGUCUACUCUGUGCUAACACCUUUGGCCAAUCCAAUUAUCUACAGCCUUCGUAACAAAGAACUCAUUAAGGCCAUCAAGAGGACCCUCUUCCGGAAAGGGGAAAAAACUAGUCCCGUGCACCACUGA